Messenger RNA from Clunio marinus, 210 nucleotides. The record is from the annotation of a GenBank genome assembly. Lineage: Eukaryota; Metazoa; Arthropoda; Insecta; Diptera; Chironomidae.
AUGGAUCAUGAACCAUUCCAGAAACGGAAAUCACAUCCAAGCAGCGGACUUGAAGUGGAUUUAUGGCAACCAAUUUUCAAAAGUAUCUUGAAGAAACUGAAAGAUUUUUCAAAAUGUCAUGACGUUGAAGUUCAAAAUCAUACAAUAAAAUGUGACCGAUUGUCACCAAUGAAGCCGAAAGAGGGAGGAAUCAGUAAGCAGCAUGAGUAA